This is a messenger RNA of Dichomitus squalens LYAD-421 SS1, 1450 nucleotides long. RefSeq names its product S-adenosyl-L-methionine-dependent methyltransferase. Gene Ontology annotation, molecular function: methyltransferase activity. Lineage: Eukaryota; Fungi; Basidiomycota; Agaricomycetes; Polyporales; Polyporaceae. The record is from RefSeq and is a predicted model, not a curated record. Bases 363 to 1280 code for a protein of 305 amino acids. The transcript is spliced from 13 exons.
ACUUGCGAAGGCGCGAAAUUCCUCGGACUCGGGUGGCGUACCUUUUUUCUCGUCCUCGGGCCUUAUCUCUACCUUAACUGAGCCAGAGUCUUCGAAGAUCUCUGGAGCCGACUGCAUGCAUCCGAACUCAAUCUGGCUCCCAUGAGUUCUCAUUCAUUACUCCAAUAGCAGGGUCUGACAGCGCAGGACGACCAAUCGUGCGGGCGUCAGCCAAUGCAGCACGGGCACAUAUAUACGCCUCCUCCUCAGAGUCGCCGUUGGCUAGCAUCUCGGAUGACCACACGGAUUCGAGCUCCGACAGACGGAGCAUAAGCCCGGCGCCGUCGUUGUACUCGUUCUCCUCGUCCGUCGACGGGCGGCUCAUGCUCAGGCAAGCAUACGGUCGUACUUUGAAUAACCAGAAUGACACGUAUUUCUUACCUGCUGACAACGAAGAGCAUCGAAGGCUCGAUCUACAGCACCAGAUAAUCACGCUAGCUCUCGGCGGUCUUUAUCCAGCACCGAAUCUAGUCAGACGGGCCCUAGCCCCACGUCCAGGGAAGACGCCUGCGAUUCUGGACGUGGGCACUGGAAGUGGUAGCUGGGCUAUCGAGAUGGCUCAACAGUUUCCUCACUGCACGGUUGUAGGAGUGGAUCUAGCCCCCCCAAGAGUUGAUGGGGAUCUCCCGCCGAAUUGUCGGUUCGAGAUAGAUGACGCCAAUCUCGGUUUUAGUCACUAUCGGGAGUCAUUUGAUGUUAUACAUGCGCGGUCUAUAUCUUCCGGCAUACGGGAUUACCCUCAACUCCUCGAAGAAUUUGCCCAGGCGCUGCGCCCCGGAGGUGUAGUCAUAGUCGGGGAUGGGGAUCUUCAGCUCUACGACCAGUACCAACAACCGUUGGCCUAUGCUGAGCAAGGAACUCCCGGGUUCUCGUGGAUCACCCGUAUAUUUUUUGCAACAUACAACGCCAUGAAAAAUAGGGGUGGCAACAUCGAUUGCCCCCUCAUGUGUCCCACCUGGCUCAGGACCAUCGACUCUUUCACCGACGUAGGGUGGCACAAAAUCUUCAUCCCGAUCGGACCUUGGCGAUACGCGGACCAACGAGAGCGAGUGCUUGCAGAGAUGCUCCGCGAGGACUGUUUGCGAUUCAUUUCGGGCAUGGGGCCGCUCCUCCUGAGUGAAGGCUACUUGCCGGAGAGUGUAGAGAUGAUGCAACGUGAGGCAGCUGCAGAGUUGCGAGAGCAGCGCGUUCGCGUGCAGAGCCGGUGGGCGUUUGCUUGGGCGGUGAAGAAGUCGCCGUGAGGUUCGCCGAGCCCCCACACGAGACGCCAAGUCAAUGCCGUACAGCUUGACAUUCGGGAUGGCGCGAAUCUAUUACUGUCUUCUUAGCCGUGCGAGCGUCGAGCCAAAGGUCGGCGCCCCACAUGGACUUCUCAUAACCCUGCCUCCGUUUGUGGCAGUAUUGUCAGGCU